Molecule: messenger RNA, 3065 nt
Organism: Petromyzon marinus (sea lamprey)
Lineage: Eukaryota; Metazoa; Chordata; Hyperoartia; Petromyzontiformes; Petromyzontidae
Source: RefSeq, a predicted model, not a curated record
AGUGGCUUCUUUGCGCGUGCAGUCAGCUGUGCGUUGCAGCUCCGGCUCGCGGAAUGCCCGGGACGUGGUGGUGCUGAAACGGACAGCGCCGCUCCUGUGAACGGCUAUAGACGGACAUCGCGUUCGACAACAGCGCGUAUCGAUGCUGAUGAAUACAGCUGCUUAGAAGUCUACAUAACUAACUUCGAUCACUGUAAUCUGUCGUGCAAGGUUGCUUUUAAAACUAUGUUUAUGCAGCGUGCAUGCGUGCGUACGUGGGUGCUCAUCGGCGCGUUUCGGGGCCAGCAGUGUUUGAGUAUUUAACAACGCGCUAAAUGAACAACGAACCUUUCGAUCUGAAGUUAACGACACUUGGCGGUAGAGUUGUUGGUGUCGUUGUUGCUGUACAGGAAUUGGAAAUCAAGAGCUCCAUUGUGAUAUGGGUCCCGCGUUUAACGUGAGCGCUGUGAAUGCGUCUCGGCUUCGUGGCAUCCUCAUGAACGUCACACGGGGUGAAGAAAUGCCCUUCAUGACGGACGCGUGGCUUGUACCUCUUCUCUUCGCUCUCAUCAUGCUCGUGGGGCUGGUGGGCAAUUCUUUGGUGAUUUUCGUCAUCACGAAAAACCGACAGAUGCGCACGGUCACCAACUUCUUCAUAGCACGGUUGGAUACAUACGUAAACCUGGCUGGCACGGACAUCAUCUUUCUGGUCUGCUGCGUUCCAUUCACGGCCACACUUUACCCACUGCCAAGCUGGGUGUUUGGUGACUUCAUGUGCAAAUUUGUCAACUAUCUUCAACAGGUGACGGUGCAAGCCACCUGCAUGACGCUCACAGCGAUGAGCGUGGAUCGUUGCUAUGUCACGGUGUACCCGAUCCGCUCACUCCAGCACCGCACCCCCUGUUUGGCUGCCUGCAUCAGCAUCGGCAUUUGGAUCGGUUCGCUCGUGAUGUCUCUGCCCAUGGCCCUGUACCACAAGACGGACACGAAGGAGUGGUACGGGCCCAAGACGUACUGCUUUGACGCCUUCCCCUCUGUGCCCCACGAGCACGCCUUCGUGCUGUACAGCUUCGUGCUGGUCUACAUGCUGCCACUGGUCACCAUCUCCGUGUGCUACAGCAUUAUGAUCAAGAAGAUCGGACGUCCCGCGGUGGAGCCUCAGGAUGACAACGUGCAGCUGCAGAUGCUCACAGAGCGGAACGAGGCGACGAGGGCGAAGGUGACUCGUAUGGUUGUGGUGGUCGUGCUGGUCUUCAUGCUCUGCUGGGGGCCCAUCCAGCUCUUCAUCCUCUUCCAGAGCUUCUACCCGCACUUCGCCAUCAGCUACACCACGUACAAGCUCAAGACAUGGGCAAACUGCAUGUCGUACGCCAACUCGUCCAUCAAUCCGUUCGUCUACUGCUUCAUGGGCGACAGUUUCCGUAAGACCUUCAAGAAGGCGUUCCCGUGCCUGUUCAAGGCGCGCGUGGCGCCUGCGCCCGACGCUGCCUACACCGAGAUGAACAACAUGAACCGCAGAGGGGCGUGAGCAUGGGCCUUGCACACGCGCGCGCACGCACAAACGCACAAGAUCCCAUUGAACGCGGAACGUUGCGCCAACGUUGUGUUACAAACGGUUCCGGGGACGUUGGCAGCCAAGAAAUAUCGAUGCUGGUACACAGGGCUUAGACAUUUUCUUGCAUGCUUUAUACGUGGGGCAAAUGAAAACAAGUCAAGGGCCUCCAAAAUUAUGGAGAUGAUGCAAAACAAUUGAGAUCACGCAUAGAAAAUUGUGCUGCACUUGAAUGUAGCAAUUUCCCGAACCGCGUUGCCAUUGUAACUCUGUCGUCCCGACAGGUUUGUUCCUUUCACCUGAAGAAGGCCGCUUGUGUUGUGGCCGAAACGUCGUGAGAAUAUUAUUGUGUUAUUUUAUUUUAUCAAUUUAUUAUUUUAUUCUCAUUCUACGUGACUUUACCGAACGAACCAAAGAAGAGAUUGUGUAAUGCUUUGGUAACUAAACUAAUAAUUCAUGAAAUAUGGGAUGUUCAAAUCUCCCGGUGAUCACAAGCAUGUACAUAUGUACGUUCAUGCCCCAAAGCACGCGAAAACAUACAUUAUUGGUAUUUAAUAAUAAUUUUAGUGUAUUUGGUAUUCGUGCCAUUCUUAUGGCGCAAGGCUAUCACAAAGUCUGCAGUAUUUUCACAAUUGGUGGUGGGGGGGGGGGGGGUGGAUGUUACUGUGUGCUAUCCCAAUUGAGUAGUUUGCAGAUAUUUUUUAUAAUUUGGACCAUGACGCUGGCACACAAUGGGCCUUUUUGAAUCAUGUCAGUGGGAUAAUGAACAUCCACAGUGAAGCAGACUGUGUACGUGUUAUGAUUAAUGCACCCGUAGCGAUGACCAGGGUGGCCUGUCAGCGGUGAAUGCCAGUGUGUACCAUCCUGUGGACGCAAUGGGUACAUAAUGCACAGUUCGUUGAUGCACACGGAAACACAAUUGUGGAUGUGAAGUGCAUAACUAAGUGUAAUGAUGCUCACAUUGCCAGCAGCAGUGCAUGGACAGGGAAAAUACGUACUUAUGCAAUCGAGCUCAGAGCAACGAUUUUGACAAAACAGAGAGACACGGAACAGCAUUCGCAUACAGCACAAAUAAUACCAGUUUUUAAUGUCAUUUUCAUUGUAUUAUGAGUUCCAUUUAUUCCAGAAGAAGUAUAUUCAUAAAAUCGAUAGAACGGAUAAAAAUGUUCAUAUCCAUUUUGGCUCUUAAAUAGGAUACACAUUUACGAGUCUGUUAUACCCAUUGAAUAAAUGCAUUUUGGACUGGGUGAGUAGAUGUUUACAAAAAAUACAAGAUGCAAGUGAUUAAUGUUAUCAAAUCACAGUCCAUAAUCGGGACACGUAUCUUGUAACGAACGAGGCAUUGAUCCAUACUCUUUGGUUCUUUCGGUAAAGUCACGUAGGUGAAAAAAUAAAAACAAUAAAUAAAAAUAAAUAAAUUAAAUCACGACGUUUCGGACGCAACACAAGCGCCCGUCAUCAGGUGGGACAAUGACAGCAAGAAAACAAUUGCUAAAGUGGUCAAGAGGGCUGCUGCAAAACAAGAGGUUAUAUA